Molecule: messenger RNA, 486 nt
Organism: Staurois parvus
Lineage: Eukaryota; Metazoa; Chordata; Amphibia; Anura; Ranidae
Source: the annotation of a GenBank genome assembly
UUAUAACAUUUUGCAAACAGAUCAUUUUUCUCCUUCACUGAUGUGCAUUGAUGAGGCUGCACUGAUAGACAGCACUGAUGGGCACUGAUAGGUGGCACUAAUGAGGCAGCACUGAUGAUGCUGCACUGAUAUGCAACAGUGAUGGGCACUGAUAGGCGGCACUGAUGGGCAAUACUGAUGGAUGGCACUGACUGGCAGCACUUUUGGGCACUGAUGGGUGGCACUGGUGGGGGGCACUGGUGGUUGGCACUGCUGGGCACAUGUGGGUGGCACUGCUGGGCACAGGUGGGUGGCACUGCUGGACACUUGUGGGCGGCACUGCUGGGCACAGGUGGGCAGCACUGGUGGGUGGCACUGCUGGACACUGAUCAUCAGUGCACUGAUGAUCGGUGCCGAUCCGUCCUCUGACAAUUGCCGGUUAUCGGCAGUACUUUCCUCACGUUGUGACUGCGUGAGGAAAGUGCAGCCGAUAACCAGCAACUGCAU